This is a messenger RNA of Saccostrea echinata, 1970 nucleotides long. RefSeq names its product DNA methyltransferase 1-associated protein 1-like. Bases 106 to 1536 code for a protein of 476 amino acids. Gene Ontology annotation, biological process: negative regulation of transcription by RNA polymerase II; DNA repair; chromatin remodeling. The transcript has 13 exons. The record is from RefSeq and is a predicted model, not a curated record. Gene Ontology annotation, molecular function: transcription corepressor activity. NCBI's taxonomy places the organism in Eukaryota, Metazoa, Mollusca, Bivalvia, Ostreida, Ostreidae. Gene Ontology annotation, cellular component: NuA4 histone acetyltransferase complex; nucleus; Swr1 complex.
AUCAUUUAAACGCUUCAAAAUACGAUGUAUUUCCAUUAUUGGUUUAAACUGCAGUUUAACAUCGAAUAAUAGCACUAGAAAUUUUUACAAAAAAGAUAGGAUAAAAUGGCGGCGGGAAUGGAUGUUCGAGACAUUUUGGAAUUAGAAGGCCCAGAACAACAAUUUAUCACAAAAGAUGCUUUGAUGAAUGAUAAAAAGAAAAAAGUAGCCAGGAAAUCUGACCUUUCAUUCAAGCGGCCAGAGGGCAUGCAUAGAGAGCUAUGGGGACUUCUCUGGACAGAUAACAAAGAUGCACCUCCUAUCAUACCGACUGAUACAAACCAGGGUUAUAAGCAAAUGAAGGCAAAAAUAGGUAGCAGUAAAGUGCGGCCAUGGAAAUGGAUGCCUUUUACAAACCCAGCAAGAAAGGAUGGUGCAGUGUUUUAUCAUUGGAGGAGACUUGCAGAUGAAGGAAAAGAUUACCCAUUUGCAAGAUUUAACAAGGCUGUAGACAUACCAGUGUAUUCAGAUCUUGAGUAUCAGCAGCAUCUUCAUGAUGACAACUGGACAAGACAGGAAACCGAUUUUCUGUUUGAUCUGUGUAAACGAUUCGACUUGCGUUUUAUUGUAAUUCAUGAUCGCUGGGACAGGGAUAAAUUCCCAAACAGAAGUGUGGAGGACAUCAAAGAGAGAUACUAUUGUAUCUGUAAUACUCUAACAAAAGUCAGAGCACCACAAGGCUCAGAGCCAAAAAUCCGAGCUUUUGAUGCAGAGCAUGAAAGAAAAAGAAAACAGCAGCUGGUGAAGCUAUUUGACAGAACUCCUGAGCAGGUGGAAGAGGAGGAACAUUUAAUUGCCGAGUUGAAGAAGAUCGAACUGAGGAAAAAAGAGCGGGAAAAGAAAACUCAAGAUCUGCAAAAACUAAUCACAGCAGCCGACAGUAACUUUGAUAGCAGACGGUCAGAGAAAAAACAGACCAAGAAAAAGAUUCACAUGCCUCAUCAAAAGAUAAAUCCAACAGUGGCUACACCAGAGCCAAGUGGAAUUAAAUUUGCUGACUUUAAAACGUCAGGAGUGUCUCUGCGAAGCCAAAGGAUGAAAUUACCAGCAUCAAUUGGACAAAAGAAGAUGAAAGCAAUUGAACAAGUUCUGGAAGAGCUUGGUAUAGAAUACAAUCCAAUUCCCACAGAGGAUACAGUCACUCAUUUCAAUGAACUUCGACAAGACAUUGUUUUACUUUAUGAACUGAAAAUCGCCCUUGCAACAUGUGAUUACGAAUUGGAGUCUUUGAAACACAGAUUUGAAACUCUGGCACCUGGAAAGCCUCUUCCAAUUGAAACAUCUAUUAAAUCUGAGCCAGAAUCGGGGGUGCUAGGAGGAGAAACAUCAGCUUCCCUUGUCAAUCUCAGCAUCUCCCCCGACUCCCCAUCCAAACUUAAAAAGCUGUCCGAGGCUAUUGAUGUUGUCAGUACAAAUCCCCCAGGAACUCCCAAUAGAAAACGAAAAGCAGCAUUAGAGCAGGGUAAUAUGCUGAAGAAAAUGAAACAGAAAGUAUGAACUUAAACUACCCAAACAGUGGCAAUGUUAGAGAGAAUUUAUCAACAGACUACAUGUACAUCCUGUGACCUCUUGUCACAUCAAAAUGGAUAAAAGCUACCCAAACAAUAUGGCAACAUUAGUGAGAAUUUAGCAGCAGACUACAUGUAUAUCCAGUGACCUGUUGUCUCAUUAAAAUGGAUAAUGCACUACAAAGAAUCUGCUGUGUAAAAAUUCCAUUACAUCAAAAAUGCAGCCUGAGACAUUAAUCCAUAUCAUUGUUAAGUGUGAAUGAAUACCUCAACUGACUGUCAUUUGUAUCAGAAGGAAAUACAGUCCAUUCAGUUGGCAUUAUAGUGUAUUUCCUCAUCCUCCUAGUACAUGUGUACUUGUGCUGUUUUAUUCAAAAACUUGUUAGGAGAAUGGUUGAACUUGAAGGCAAGAAUAAAACACAU